GUGUUCCAAGUAUUUAUAUGCCAUCGAAAAACGGUCACACUGAUUAAACCCCACACGACAAUAAAACCCCUCAAAUUGUUUAAUUUUAUUUGUAAAUAGGCCCAGGAGCUUUGCAGGAGACCCCAACAUGAAUCAGUUCCACACGCCUUCCUUCGGCGACGAGGUCUUCGAACUGAACGACUCCGUUCAGCCGGCGGAAAGCCCGCAACCGAGUUCGCGGAGAAUGCUUAGCCUGGAUCACUCCACGUUCAACGACGAUGACGAGGAGGUAUGCCACUCAUUCGGCUCUGGGCAGAACUUAGUAAAACUGGAGGAGCAGCCGCAGCAACUGUUGCAACAUCACCAAAUUCAGCAGCAACAGCCACAUAUUGUGGCGCAGCAACCGCCGGUUGCAACACAACAGCCACCGAAGCCACUGGCGCCAUUCGCCCUCUUUUUCCGGGACACAGUGACGGCCAUCAAGCAGCAGAAUCCUGCCUGCUCGCUGGAGCAGAUGCAGGUUAUAGUCCAGACCAUGUGGGAGUCCCUGGACGAGACGCAAAAGAACGUUUACAAUCAACGGCACGAGCAGGAGAAGCGCGACUAUGUGCGGCUGAUGCGCGACUACAGGCAGCACCUGGACACGACAGAAGAAGCGCCCAUUGCUCCAUCAUUGGCGUCAUUGCCAGCGCCCCAACUGACACCCGUAGCACCAGUUGUCCAGCCCCCCGUGGACGUUAAUCCCGAGCCAUUGGAAGAACAGGCACCUGCAGCGACAUCAGCAGCUCCUCCAGACCAAAUCCAACUGCUGAACGAGGCGGCAACGGUGCAGAAGUGCACACGGGAGCAGUGCAACAAGCCGGCGAUCAUCAAUCCCGACUGGGAGGACGAGUACUGCAGCAACGAGUGCGUGGUGAUCCACUGUCGCAACGUAUUCAACGAAUGGGCACUGACGCUGAAAAACUCACCCUCGUAGCCCCGUCCGACUGACUCCCCAUCCCGCCUAGGCUUAGUCUAGUUGUUUAGGUUUAGUUUGCCAAGCUGCACGGCUCCACGGAUUCGAAUAUAUACAUAUACAUAUAUAUUCCGGAGCACACACAAAAUACGAUAAUUAUGAUUAUUGUAGGCCCAGUUUCUCGAUUGUAAAAAAAGAGCAUCGGUGUGGAAUCUUAGUCUGUAUGAAGGACACGCUUUGUAGGAUAUUUUAAUACAUAAUAAAUCAAUUUUAAUGAAUAACAAAA
Drosophila ananassae is the source of this 1220-nucleotide messenger RNA. Its product is annotated as TOX high mobility group box family member 4. Gene Ontology annotation, molecular function: chromatin DNA binding. NCBI's taxonomy places the organism in Eukaryota, Metazoa, Arthropoda, Insecta, Diptera, Drosophilidae. Gene Ontology annotation, biological process: regulation of transcription by RNA polymerase II. Bases 128 to 955 code for a protein of 275 amino acids. The transcript has 2 exons. The record is from RefSeq and is a predicted model, not a curated record. Gene Ontology annotation, cellular component: nucleus.